This is a messenger RNA of Drosophila grimshawi, 3223 nucleotides long. RefSeq names its product glypican-6 (gene dlp). The record is from RefSeq and is a predicted model, not a curated record. Gene Ontology annotation, biological process: regulation of protein localization to membrane; cell migration; regulation of signal transduction. Bases 203 to 2572 code for a protein of 789 amino acids. NCBI's taxonomy places the organism in Eukaryota, Metazoa, Arthropoda, Insecta, Diptera, Drosophilidae. The transcript has 9 exons. Gene Ontology annotation, cellular component: plasma membrane; synapse; cell surface.
UAUUUGUUCGUGUUGCGCAUCGGAUCGGUUACGUCGCGUUUGCGAAUGCGAUUGUGUUAACGGUAAACACGCAAAGCAAAGUGCAAAAAUAUCAACAGCAACAACAACAACAGCAAAAGCCGGCAAGGCCAUAAAGAAAGUUAAUCGUGUGACAAACCUUUGCAACACUAACAACAACCACAACAAUAAGAAUAAGACCACAAUGUUUGUCCCACAACAAAAUCAACAUCUUCCCUGCAGAAGAAGAAGAACAACAACAGCAACAAAUGCCGCCUGCCUUGUGAUAAUUAACCGUCUGCUGUUAUCGCUGCUGUCCACAAUUGCAAUCACAGCAACACUGGCUCAGCCUCAACAGCAGCCAGAAUCUUCGCUUGCUGGAGGCGCUCAUGUUGCCGCCUUGGCAGCUCCUGGUCCCGGCGCCACCUCAAUCGGCUCCUCGUCGAUCCUCGAUCAAUUCAGCCCCAAUUGCAGCGCUGUGACGCACAUUUUCCAGGCGCGUGGCAUCGAUGCCAACGAAAUACCGCAAAAGCCCAGCAAUGAACGCGUGCUACGCUACUGUGAAUCUCCAUCGGUGGGCACAUGUUGCACCUACAACAUGGAGACACGAAUGGCGGCGCAGUCCCGCCAACAGUUGGAAUGGCACACCAAGGAGCAGAUAACAAAAAUGUCCGGACUCCUGGGCAGCAAGGCAACCAAAUUUAAUGAUAUUUUUCGCAAAUUGCUGCUGGAAUCGAAGGGACAGUUUCAUACGAUGUUCAUGCGUACAUAUGGCGUCAUCUAUCAGCAGCACUCGUAUGUCUUUUCCGAUCUAUUCAAUGAACUGGAGAACUACUAUGCCCGGGGUCGGGUCGAUCUGAUCGAUGUGAUGGACAAGUUCUUUAGCACGCUCUAUCAAAAGAUGUUCACCGUUCUCAAUGCGCAGUAUGCCUUUGACGAAAAAUACAUGCAGUGCGUCAGCGAGCACAUGAAGGAGCUGAAGCCGUUCGGCGAUGUGCCCGACAAGCUGUCAGUGCAAAUCAAGCGAUCCUUUGUCGCCACACGCACCUACGGACAGGCACUGGCCACUGCCGCCGAGGUCUCCAAGCGCAUACUAACUAUUCGACUCAAUCCGGACUGCACGGGAGCAUUGACCAAGAUGCAACACUGUGGCGCCUGCAAAGGGUAUACGGAAAAGCCGUGCACCAACUACUGUGUGAAUGUGAUAAAGGGUUGUCUACACUAUCUGCAUGAGUUCGAUACCGAAUGGGAGAACUUUGCCAUGGCCAUGGAUAAGGUGGCCGAACGCAUGCUCGGCUCAUUCAACAUUGUGAUGGUUGUGGAGCCAAUCAAUAUCAAAAUCUCGGAGGCAAUUAUGAACUUCCAGGACUCUGGUCAGGAUAUUACCAAUCGCGUGUUUCAGGGCUGUGGCAGACCCACUUUGAGACGCGCCAAGCGUUCCAUUAAUCCAAAACUAUUGCCGGCACCAUCUGCUGCCGCUGUUCAUGAACUGCGUGCGGAAAGCACUCCGGAGACUGACACGCUGGACAUUGAUGCCACACUGGACGAGGCAAUUGUGUUGCGCGAGCGACGUGCUGCCGAGCCAGGCCAACAGGACUCGUCCGCGCAGCAGUCACAGGAGCAGGGAGUGGCAAAUGGUAACUCCGGCAAUGGCAAUGGUGGCGGUGGUGGCGGUGGUGGAGGCAAUAAACGUCAACAGCAGCGCCGCAAGCAGCAGCGACGCAAGCAGCAACAGCAGCAGAACAAUCGCAAUGACAACGACGACGACGAUGGCGACAGCAAUGGCGGCAGCAGAGAGCCAAUUCUAGACAAGAUCGUGCGCGACAUCCGGCAGCGUGUGAAGGACUACAAGAAGUUCUGGUCGAAUCUGCCGCAUUCGAUAUGCAGCAACGAGGACAUUGCUGCCUCCACCGAUGUGGAUGGCAUGUGCUGGAAUGGACACACUAUCGACAGAUAUAUGCACUCGGUGACGACGGAGCAUGGCUCGAAUCCGGAAUUUAGCGGCAAUCCAGCGAGCACACGCCAAACGGCUCAGAUGUCCACGCAGCUGUUUCAUCUGAAGAAUGCUAUCAAUCAUCUGCGUAAUGCCUACAAUGGCCAGGAUGUCGACUGGAACGAGCAAGAGGAACCCUAUAUGGGCAGCGGUGCUGGCUCCGGCUCGGGAUCCGAGGAUGAUGAGGACGAUGACGAGGGCUCCGGUUUGGGUCCGUUUGAUCCCAGCCACAAGCCAGACGUGGACCAUCCGUCGGUGCGUGUUGACGCCGAGAAUGAUGAUGAUGAAGAUACCCAUCCUGCCGUUACCACGCACACGUCGCGGCCCAAUGUGGAUGACAAGAAUCCGCUGGUUCAUACCACGCAUGUGACACACGAUCAUAAUGAUCUGGAUGAGCCUCGCGGUGGCGACGAUGACGAUGACGAGGAGGAUGAUGAUGGCAGCGUCCGCAACUCAUCAACGGAUGGCGCCACGCGUGCCUCGAACGCACCGGAGAAGAUGACGCUGCGUCGCGCUCUGGUCGUCUAUUUGCUGCCACUGUAUAUGGCGUGGUUCGGUGGCGUCUGCGCCGAUUUGCUGUGAUUACUCAAUACGCUGCCCACAACGAAGAAAACGAAGCGAGCUAGCGAACAAGUGCAGCCGAGGUGGAACAUAUCACGCCCCCAUGUCCGCUGCACGCCCACACCUCUCAGUCAUUCAUCCAUGAAACAAAAAUGUUAUUAGAAACUUCUUAUAUACGAAAAUGCAAGUCCAAAAUUUUAUAAAAACUUUUGUCAAAGCAAUGAAAAAGCAAUGAGAAAAUAUAGAGAACCACAGUUAUGGCCAACCCUUUCAAAAAGCAUCAAUCGAUCGAUUCUACGAUAUAGACACCAUACUGAAACUGUCGCCCAUCAUUGUAUAUUGAAAGGAAUACGUAACGAGCCCCCUUCUUCCUCUCACAUUAUAAUUAAGUUAAGUCCAGCGCCCUAAGUCGUAAGUGCGAAAUUGUAAACUGUAAGUGCAUGAAUGCGUGUAUGAGUAUGAUUGAAUGCGUUUUGUGAGUGCCUGUGUGAGUGCCUGUUCAUUGUGAUCGUUUAGCAAAAAUUAACUAUAAUCAUUUUAGAAACGUAAACUAAGCAAACUUAUAUUUGUAUUAUAUUUAUACAUACAUAUACUAUAUACACACGUGCAUAUACAUACGUAAAAGUUGCCAGCAUAUUUAAAACGUUAACGUUUAAUAACAAACAACAACAA